AUGACCCCUCGAAGCAUUUUCACAAGGACUUGGAGGAGCUUCCAUUUUCAACUCCAAAUAGAAAUUGGUACUCUUUAUUAUCCAAUCCUAUUAUUUAAAUACUCUUUUCAUUCUUCUAAUUCCACCCGCUCUCGUAAAGAUGCACGCUUGAGGUCUAAAUUCUAUUCUGCUUCAUUUCCGGACCUUGAUGAUGCACUGUCUUCCUUUAAUCACAUCAUUCUUAUGCAUCCUCUCCCUUCUAUUGUUCAAUUUGUUCGAUUUUUAUCUGCUCUUGUCAGAAUGAAACAAUACCACACUGUUCUUUCCAGUUCCAGAAAAACUGAUUCUCUAGGUAUCUCGCGCAGUGUUAAUUCCCUUAACAUCUUGAUUAAUUGCUACUGCCGGUUACAUCGUGUGGAUUUUGGCUUCUCAGUUUUGGGAAAAAGCCUCAAACUUGGUUUAGAGCCCGAUAUUGUGACAUUUACUACCUUAAUUGAUGGGAUGUGUAAAGACAGAGGUUUUCAACCUGAUGUUUAUACCUACAAUGUGAUAGUAAAUGCUGUGUGUAAAUUCGGCAAAACAGAUGGGGCUACUGGGUUGUUGAAGGAAAUGGUUGAGAGAGGUUGUGAGCCAAAUGCAGUGACCUACAAUGCAAUCAUCGACACCCUUUGCAAGGAUAAGCUAGUUGCUGAGGCAUUAGACCUCUUCUCUCGAAUGAGGAACAAGGGCAUUUCACCUACUGCUGUCACUUACAACUGCCUAAUUCACGGUCUUUGCAGUUUAGGUAAAUUGAAUCAAGCUUUAUCCUUGCUGAAUGAAAUGGUGGUGCAGAACAUAUCACCAGAUGUUUAUACCUUCAAUAUAUUUUUUGACAAUCUUUUUAAGGAAGGAAUGGUUUCAAAGGUUCAAGAAAUUUUUGGCAUAAUGGUUAAAUGGAAUAUUAAGCCUGAUUUGGUUACUACAAUUCAUUGA
Messenger RNA from Manihot esculenta (cassava), 951 nucleotides. RefSeq names its product putative pentatricopeptide repeat-containing protein At1g12700, mitochondrial. Gene Ontology annotation, molecular function: protein binding. The record is from RefSeq and is a predicted model, not a curated record. The coding region runs from base 1 to 951 and encodes 316 amino acids. Lineage: Eukaryota; Viridiplantae; Streptophyta; Magnoliopsida; Malpighiales; Euphorbiaceae. The transcript has 2 exons.